UAAAGAUUAUUGGGGUGGGGAGAGGGUGAGAAUGGCUGAAUCAUGGAUCCAAAAGGCAAAGUACCAAUUAUUAAUUGAUGCCAUUGAUUUCAUCCCAAGUGAAAAAUUUCACGCACAAAAGAUGGAAAAGUGAAGGGUAAAAAGCAUAUAAUAAUAACAUAUCAUGUAUACCAAGAAACUCAUUGGAGAAGGAUUAGUAAACUGCCACUCCCCUUUCACCUAUACACUCUACUUUCUUCUUCUCUCCCUCAUCUCUCUAUGAAGAACACCAUUAGAUGCUGCAUAUCUUGCAUUCUGCCGUGCGGCGUCCUCGAUGUGAUUCGAAUAGUCCAUGCUAAUGGGCGGGUUGAAGAGAUAAGUGGCAGCAUUAAAGCAGAAGAGAUAAUGAAAUUGCAUCCAAAGCAUGUACUAAAGAAACCCUCAUCACCCACAGGUGAAGGGAUUUGCCCAUCGAUUGUUGCAGUUCCGCCUGAUGCAGAACUUCAAAGAGGGAAGAUUUAUUUCCUCAUGCCAGUGCCAGAAAAAACUCGAUCAAGAUCAUCGAUAAAGAAGGAAAAGAAAGAGACACAAAUUGAUAUUGAGAACAACAACAACGUUGUCAUGACGAAUUUAGUAAUGUCGGAUAAAUAUUUGUCUGAUAUUCUUAAAGAGAAGGUAUCAACGCAAAGGGAUCGAAGAAGAGGGCGUGUUGGCAUAUGGAGACCUCACUUAGAGAGCAUCACUGAGACGCCAAUGGAAGCUUGAAUGACGAGUAAUCUUUAUUCUAAGUUGUUUAUUUUCAAUAUAGAUCAUCAAAAAUAGGGCUUCAAGACUGAAAAUAUGAACGUUCCUUUUCAAUUAUCUUCUCUGAAUUUUUUCUUUACUUAUUAUUACAUGAAAAAUAAUUUUUCCAGAAGUUGUACUACUGUUAGAGUUAUGUUUGUUAUAAGGCGCAACAUCUGUAGAAAAAGAGAUUUUGAUUGUGUUGCAGAAGUAUUACUUUUAAUUGCCUUGCUAGAGACUAGA
Molecule: messenger RNA, 1005 nt
Organism: Olea europaea var. sylvestris
Lineage: Eukaryota; Viridiplantae; Streptophyta; Magnoliopsida; Lamiales; Oleaceae
Exons: 1
Coding region: 259-744 (161 amino acids)
Source: RefSeq, a predicted model, not a curated record